UGCUUGUGCACCAGGACCACCAAGCUAUUCCGCAAAAUUACUAUCAUCGAUCGACUCAGAAUCCGCAGAUUCCCUCGGUACGGCAGCUACUAAAUCGAGGGCUCGCCGAGGAUCCGCGUAUCAAAUCGCCGGUAAAAAGCCAAGUCAAACACAGUCCUUGCUCUACUGAACCAUCUACCAAUCCCCCAGGAUCACACGCCAAUUCCUUCUCAGAGCUAUGCGAAAGCGUCCGGGGAAUUCGUCGGCAAAAUCGACGAGCCAACCACCGAACAGGGACGGCGAUGGUGACGCUCCGUCCGCUUCCGGUGACGGCGGUGGAGUCCCGAUCGACGCUAUGCUCGGGGCUAGAAGGUCCGGAUUCGUGUGGCUGGUCUUGUUCGGUUUGUUGAUGUACUCGUCUUGGGCGGUGUACGAGUACCAGUACGAGAGCUUGCCUCCGCCUCUGACGGCGGCGCAGGCCGGGAAAAGAGGCUUCUCCGAGGUGGAAGCUAUGAAGCACGUUCGGGCCUUGACUCAACUUGGACCUCACCCUGUUGCUUCUGAUGCGCUUGAUCGUGCUCUCCAGUAUGUUAUGGCAGUGGCAGAAGCAAUCAAGAAAAGUGCUCACUGGGAGGUUGCCGUGGAAGUGGACCUUUUCCAUUCAAAAUCAGGAGCAAAUAGCUUGGCCAGUGGCCUCUUUGUGGGGAAAACACUUGUUUAUUCAGAUCUUAAUCACGUUGUAUUACGAAUCUUGCCAAAAUAUUCAUCUGAAGUUGAAGAUGCUAUUCUCGUCUCCUCUCACAUUGACACUGUAUUCUCAGCAGAAGGUGCUGGAGAUUGCAGUUCAUGUGUAGCUGUGAUGUUAGAACUCGCCCGGGGGAUUUCUCAGUGGGCCCAUGGAUUCAAGAAUGCAGUCAUAUUCUUGUUCAACACAGGCGAGGAAGAAGGUCUCAGUGGUGCGCACAGCUUUAUAACUCAGCACCCCUGGAAUACUACUAUUAGGAUGGCUAUUGAUUUGGAGGCCAUGGGCAUUGGAGGAAAGUCUAGCAUAUUUCAGGCUGGGCCUCAUCCUUGGGCAAUUGAAAAAUUUGCAUCAGCAGCUAAAUACCCUUCUGCCAACAUUAUAGCACAGGAUCUUUUUGCUUCUGGAUUUAUUAAAUCUGCUACAGAUUUCCAAGUAUACAAGGAGGUUGCUGGGCUAUCAGGGCUCGACUUUGCCUACACUGAUAACAAUGCUGUGUAUCACACUAAGAAUGACAAAUUAGAGCUUUUGAAGAGUGGAUCACUUCAGCAUCUUGGAGACAACAUGCUGGCUUUUCUGAUCCAGGCUGCUUCAUCCUCUGAUAUUCAGACGAAUAAAGCAAAUACAGAAGAUGGAAACACCAUCCACGAAAGUGCCGUAUUCUUUGACAUAUUGGGUACCUAUAUGGUUGUCUAUAAGCAACGGUUCGCGAGCAUGAUGCAAAAUUCAGUCUUAAUGCAGUCACUUCUAAUAUGGUCCACUUCAUUACUUAUGGGUGGUUAUCCAGCGCUAGUUUCACUGGGCUUGUCAUGUCUUAGUGCUGUCCUUAUGUGGUCGCUCUCAAUAGGAUUCUCGCUUCUUGUCGCUUUCAUUCUACCUCAAAUAGCCUCCUCACCGGUGCCAUAUGUUGCUAAUCCAUGGCUGGUAAUUGGUUUAUUUGCUGCUCCUGCACUCCUUGGGGCACUGACUGGCCAACAUAUUGGUUAUCUAAUCCUUAGAGCGUAUCUAUCAAAUGUCCACUCCAAAACAAAGCAACAACCAUCAGCUGUUCAAGCUGUACGAGUCAAGCUAGAGUCUGAGAGGUGGCUGUUCAAAGCUGGUUUCAUUCAAUGGCUUGUUAUACUGGCUGCUGGUAACUAUUUCAGCGUUGGAUCAUCCUAUCUAGCCCUUUUCUGGCUAGUUCUCCCAGCAUUUUCAUAUCAAGUAUUUCAUGAUAUUUUUUUGAACUAUUUCUUGUACCAUGUUAUUCCAGAUGGCUUGCUUGAGGCAACUUUGACCCCAGCUCGGUUACCAAGGCCACUCAAACUUGCAACACUACUUAUGGGAUUGGCUAUACCAGUUUUGAUUUCUGCUGGGACUUUUAUUCGCUUGGCUGGUACAGUAAUUGGGAUGGUUGUUCGGUUUGAUAGGAGCCCCGGUAGCACUCCUGAGUGGUUAGCAAGCGCGAUAGUUUCUGCUUACAUUGCUGUUGUCACAUGCCUGACUCUUUUGUACAUGCUUUCAUAUGUUCAUCUUUCAGGUGCCAAAAAGUCAAUUAUCCUGGUAACGAGUUUGGUCUUCGGUAUUUCACUUGUUCUUGUAUUAUCUGGAGUCACUCCACCCUUUACCGAGAACACUGCUAGGGCUGUAAAUGUUGUGCAUGUGGUGGAUACAAUGGCAAGACAGGGCGGAAAGCAAGAUCCUAUUUCAUUUGUUUCUCUGUCUUCCGUAACUCCUGGAAAGCUGACGAAAGAGGCUGAAGAAAUUAGUGAAGGAUUUGUAUGUGGAAGAGACAAAGUUGUCGAUUUCGUCACGUUCUCGGUUAAGUAUGGUUGUGUGACAUAUGAUGAAGCCGAACACGGGUGGAGUAACUCUGAUGUUCCGGCGUUGCAUGUCGAUAGUGAUAACAAGGUGGGAGAAGAAAGAUUUACACAAGUCUCAUUUGCUGCAAAAGCCUCCACUCGCUGGUCACUUGCUGUAAAUAUGGAAGAAAUAGAAGAUUUCAUUCUCAAAGGAAACUCUGAAGAAGAAUUGGUCCCAUCAGGCAGCAAGAGCAGCACCGAUGGAUGGCAUAUCCUUCAGUUUGCAGGAGGGAAGGACUCACCAAGAGACUUCAAACUGACCCUCAUCUGGGCAAAGAAGUCCAAACAAUCAACCGAAAAUGCCAAUAAAUCGGCGGAGGAGCAGCAGCCUCUACUGAAGUUGAGAACAGAUGUUCAGCGAGUGACGCCGAUAGCUAAGAGAGUGCUGUCAAAGCUCCCACCGUGGUGUUCUCAAUUUGGCAAGUCCACUUCUCCUUACAAUCUAGCUUUCUUGACCAGCCUUCCCGUUAACUUCUAGGAUUCGUUUCUAAUUCUCCGGCCAUAGUUUCUUAGAAGAAAGGCAGUUUUGUAUUUCGCUGUAAAAUUCGAGCAACUCAACAGGAUAUUACCAGUUGGUAUGAAAUGUACGUUUGCUGGAAUUCUGUAAUCUGGGAAUCAACUUCACCUCCAUGCAUGGACAGUGAAAAUAGGAGUUUCAUUUGUAGAUCACGUAAAAGACAAAAUCGUACUUCUCUUGCUUGAUGGUGAUAGAACACCAACUUGUAGCCGCUGGAGGUUUGUUUUACAAAGGAAAAAUUCCCUAAACAAGGAGUCUUGUAGUCUACGAAAGCUCUCUGUGGUUUCAUUAAUAAUACAAGUCUUAUCGUUUCCUUAUAA
Molecule: messenger RNA, 3399 nt
Organism: Linum tenue
Lineage: Eukaryota; Viridiplantae; Streptophyta; Magnoliopsida; Malpighiales; Linaceae
Source: the annotation of a GenBank genome assembly